Molecule: messenger RNA, 1068 nt
Organism: Paramecium sonneborni
Lineage: Eukaryota; Ciliophora; Oligohymenophorea; Peniculida; Parameciidae
Source: the annotation of a GenBank genome assembly
AUGAAAGGCUAAUAGAAUUACAAAAUUAUAUGUUAGAAGUUAAAUUGUAAUGAAAGUCAAUUAAAUGAUAUUGAUGAGUUUGAAAAUAACCCAUAUUUAAUUAGAAAUUAAUAACCUGAACUUGGAUUUAUUUUAUAUAAAAUCCCUUAGUCUGAAUGUGUUUCGUUGAAAGACUUAUUUGAUGCUAUUGUAUUUAAAACUUAGUUAUCUAGAAAUCAAAAUAUAUUGUUAUCUUUAAAGGAUAAGCAAUUUUAAUUAUAUAAGCUAUUUUAUAGCAUUUAUUAAAAAUGAUUGAGAAGAAAAUAGCUCAUUGUUAUUUAAAUUUGAACAAUAUUUUUAUCAAACUAAAUAAUUAAUCAAAUAAAUUCACUACUUAUUAAUCACAAAUUUCAAUUGAAAAAAUCUAUUUUAUAUAAUAUUGGUGUAUUUAAAAAACUUUAAAUGAAGAAUUAAACUAUUCUAAUGAUUUGAAAGCCAUUAAAUUAAUUAUCACGCAAUUUCUAGAAUUGUACUAAGAUUAAAGAAUUUAGAGUUUGAUACAUCAAAUAUCUUCAGUAAGAAAUUUGAUUUUAUUGAAUGAUUGUAGAUAAAUGAAUGAAAUAGUUAAUACAUUUAUUCGAGAGUAAAUAUAUAUAUUCUAAAUUUAGAUAUGUAAAUAAAGAAAAAUAAACUAUGAGGGACAAUGAAAUUGAAAAUUAUCAAAAAUUUAAUAAAUAGAGAUGUUAUUAUGAAAAGGAAUUGCUUAUUUAUUNUAUCAGAGUUUUAUAAAACAUUAAUUUAGAAAUAAUUUUCUUUUUGGAUUAGUAUUUGUUCCUAUUUUAAUAAUUUUUAAGCUUGCUCUUAUAUAACUGCUUGAGCUAAGAAUUUCAAUUAUUAAUUUUGCAUUAUAAUUAAAAGAAAUUAAUAUAAAGAUUCUAAGUUUAUGUAAAUAUAUAACAAUUAUUUAUAGAAUAAGUUAUUAAAAAAAUUUAAUUGCAUCAUUCUAAAUAUUAUUUGUUUAUAUUAAAAUCUUUACCAAAAGUUUUUGUUAUUUAUUUAUGUAAUGAUCUAAAAGCGUUUUAAACAUGA